AUGUCAGGCAAGGAACCGGCUUACAGUUUAGUUUUUUAUCCUUCACCAAACAAAGAAAUAAAUACCGUUGCCAGUUUUCAAAAAGCUCUUGAAAAUGGCAACGAUGAGGAAAAAAUAGGAACCAUGAAAGAAAUUUUAGUUACUAUACUAGAAGGUAAUCCAUUACCAGAGUUAUUGAUGCACAUUAUUAGAUUUGUUAUGCCUUCAAAGGAUAAAAGAUUAAAAAAAUUAUUAUAUUUUUAUUGGGAAAUUGUUCCAAAAUUAGAUGAAAGUGGUAAGUUAAGACACGAAAUGAUUUUAGUAUGUAAUGCGAUCCAACAUGAUUUGCAACAUCCAAAUGAAUAUAUUAGAGGUAGCACUUUGAGAUUUUUAACAAAAUUAAGAGAAGCAGAAUUAUUAGAGCAAAUGGUUCCCUCUGUUUUACAAUGUUUAGAGUAUCGUCAUGCUUAUGUUCGAAAAUACGCUAUUCUAGCUGUCUUAUCCAUUCACAAAGUUAGUGAACAUUUGUUACCUGAUGCUAAAGAAAUUAUCCAUACGUUCUUAUCAGCUGAAACUGAUCCAAUUUGUAAAAGAAAUGCAUUUUUAGGUCUUUGUGAAUUAGAUCGUGAACUGGCUCUACAAUAUUUAGAAGAAAAUGUAGCAAAUAUUGAUUCCUUAGAUCCUUUAUUACAAGUAGCCUUUGUUGAUUUUAUUAGAAAAGAUGCUACUGAAAUUCCUUCUUUAGUUAACCAAUACAUCGAUUUGUUAUUAGACCUUUUGGUCUCUACUUCAUAUCCAGAAGUUAUCUUUGAAACUGCUUUAACUUUAACAACUUUAUCAUCAAAUCAAAGCAUUUUAGUUAAGACAUGUACUAAAUUAAUUGAUCUUGCAGUUAAAGUUUCUGAUAAUAACGUCAAAUUAGUUGUUUUGGAUAGAGUCAGAGAUAUCAAUGAUAAGAACCCAGGUGCUUUAGAAGAAUUAACUUUAGACAUCUUACGUGUUUUGAAUACUGAAGAUACUGAUGUUCGUGAAAAGGUGCUAAGUAUUUGUAUGGAUCUUGCAUCUUCAAAGAACGUUGAAGAUGUCGUCCAAUUAUUGAAAAAAGAACUGCAAACUACUGUUAAUGAUGUCGAUAAAGAACGUUCUGUUCAAUAUAGACAGUUAUUGAUUAAGACUAUUCGUUCUAUUGCAGUUACUUAUAUUGAUAUGGCUGCUAGUGUGGUUUCAUUAUUAUUAGAUUUUAUUGGUGACCUCAAUUCAGUUGCUGCUACUGGUGUAAUAUCUUUUAUCAAGGAGGUAAUUGAAAGAUAUCCACAAUUAAAAACUGAUAUUUUGAAUCAUUUACUGAAUGCCUUAGAAAAUAUCAAAUCAGCUAAAGCAUAUCGUGCUGCAUUAUGGAUUCUCGGUGAAUUUUCAGAAACAAGUGAAGAUAUUCAAAGUUCUUGGAAGCAUAUACGUUUUAGUGUUGGUGAAGUCCCAAUUUUACAAGCUGAGUUAAAGAAAUUAUCUAAAAAUGCAGAAAAUAGAGAAGAUGAUGAAGAAGGAAUUGAUGAAUCCGCAAGAGAAACUAAAAAAGCCGCUGGUCCAAUUAUUUUACCAGAUGGUACCUAUGCAAUGGAAAGCUCCUUCGAUACAGUCAAAAAAAAUGCUAGUUCUGAUAAAAUUAAUGAGGAAAGUAUUCCACCAAUGCGUCGUUUCAUCUUGAAGGGUGAUUUUUAUACAUCUUCUGUCUUGGCUAGUACUAUUUUAAAAUUGGUAUUGAAAUUUGAAAAAGUUUCUAAUGAUAUUAGCAUUAUUAAUGCACUAAAAGCAGAAGCUUUAUUGAUAUUAGUUAGUAUCGUUAGAUAUGGUCAAAGUAAUUUAGCUGAAAAGAAAAUUGACGAGGAUUCAGAAGAAAGACUUUUGACUGGUGUUUCUAUUUUAAUGGAGGAAUCUAAUGAGAAGGAAAGUGCCAAGGAAAAUGAAUUAUUAAACAUGGUAUUUUUAGAUGCAACCAGAUCAACAUUCAAACAACAAAUUUCAUUAGCUAAAUCUAAAAACCAAAAGAAAUUUAUUCAAGAUUUGAAUAAAAAUGCUACUGUUAUUGAAAGCGCAAUUUCAUUUAGACAAUUAUCUGGUUCUAAUGUUAUUAAUGAAAAUAAAGACAGUAUUAAGAAAGACUUGGAGGUGGCUCUUAAAGGUGAAAAUAACACUUCUUCUCAAUCUUCUUCUAAGUCUUCAUUAAAGAAGAUUGUUCAAUUAACAGGUUUCUCAGAUCCUGUAUAUGCAGAAGCCUAUAUUAAAAAUAAUCAAUUUGAUGUUGUAUUAGAUGUAUUAUUAGUUAAUCAGACCAAAGAGACUUUGAAAAAUUUGCAUGUGCAAUUCGCUACGUUAGGUGAUUUAAAGAUUAUUGAUAAUCCACCAAAAACUAAUGUUGUUCCACAUGGUUUCCACAGAUUAACUGUUACCGUCAAAGUUUCUUCUGCUGAUACAGGUGUUAUUUUUGGGAAUAUUAUAUAUGAUGGUGCACAUGGUGAAGAUGCUCGUUAUGUGAUUAUGAACGAUUUGCAUGUUGAUAUUAUGGAUUACAUUAAGCCAGCUAUCACAGACGAUGAAAAUUUCCGUACAAUGUGGAAUGAAUUUGAAUGGGAAAAUAAAAUUUCUGUUAAAUCUCACCUUUCUUCGUUACAUGAUUAUUUGGAUACUUUAACCAAAGGAACAAAUAUGGGCAUUUUGACACCAAAGGAAUCAUUAGGUGAAAAAGAUUGUAGAUUUUUGAGUUGCAACCUAUAUGCUAAAUCAUCAUUUGGUGAAGAUGCUCUAGCCAAUUUAUGUAUAGAAAGAGAUCCAGUUACUGAAAACAUUAUUGGGUAUGUGCGUAUUCGUUCUAAGGGACAAGGUUUGGCUUUAUCCUUAGGUGAUAGGGUUGCUAUGAUAUCAAAACAAACUAAUAAAGUGAAAGUCACUCGUGUUUGA
Molecule: messenger RNA, 2934 nt
Organism: Arxiozyma heterogenica
Lineage: Eukaryota; Fungi; Ascomycota; Saccharomycetes; Saccharomycetales; Saccharomycetaceae
Gene: SEC26
Product: coatomer subunit beta
Exons: 1
Coding region: 1-2934 (977 amino acids)
Biological process (GO): intra-Golgi vesicle-mediated transport; endoplasmic reticulum to Golgi vesicle-mediated transport; intracellular protein transport
Cellular component (GO): COPI vesicle coat; cytoplasm
Molecular function (GO): structural molecule activity
Source: RefSeq, a predicted model, not a curated record